AUUUACAGGCUGAACGUACUUUAUUUCAGUUUUACUUAUUUCGCGCCGCAGUGAUCGUGUCGUCACAGGCUGCAAUCGCUAGCUAAUGCACAGCUAGCUUCACGUUUUUUAAGCUCAUUUUUAUUAAUAGUGGGAUAAUAAUACUUUUGAUGGGCAUGCCGAGGAAAAGCUCCAGACAAAUUAGAAAGUACACGCUGACAUACAAAUCGAGGCCGCACGGGAGGUCACGUCGGCCCGCUAGAACCAUCAUCACCCGCAGCCUGGUCACCAGCAGCCCCGGAGGCUUCUUCCAGAGGCUGCCGUCAGAGCUGUUCGACAUGAUCCUGGACAAACUGUCUGUGCCAGAGAUCAGUGUGUUCAGCAUGGCGUCCAGAGAAAUCACUACAUAUGUGGUGGACUACAUCUCAACGCAGGCCUGGAUGAAUAAAAUGAUCGUCCACAACUUCCACCACACCUCCAGCCUUGAACACACAGCUACCGUCGCACAGUACAGAAACCUGGGGUUGUUAUUCAAGAGAUGCACCCUGCUACUACCAACAAAGGAGAGGUUAAAAUAUAUUUAUAGCAGGUUUUCAAUGAUCCCCUGCUUCAUGCUGGAGCAGUGUGUGGUUCCAGACUGCAUUGGCUUUUCCUGCCAUGGUGUCUUCCUCCAGACACUAAUUGCAGGGUGGGAUCAGCUGGAGUGCUACAGGGUGUUCAACUUCAUGUGUGCCACCACAAACCUGCUACAGAAAAUUCAGACAGUCGUUACAGCACAACCUGGUCGGAGAUGGUACCAGGAGCUGCAGCUCCGUCUUUUUUGCCGUCUGGUUUUGUUGGACCCAUGCCUGCACCAGCCAGACUGUCACUUCUGGCUGACACAGAUCCUGAAGCCUUGGCCUAUUGUCAGUCAGGCACAUUUACUGAUUAUCCUCUAUGGCCCCCUGCAGCCCAAGGGCACUCUUUGUUGGCAAGAUCUGGAGGAGAGGGGGCUUCCUCACACUGCUCUGUGGGACCUCGCUAAGGCCAUCCUUCUGCUUUAUGGCAAACAGGAAGUAAGAGACUGGACCACCAAAUCGAUGCUGGCAAUCCUGCAGGAGCUCACUGUCAUUCCCCGGCCAUGGCAUGGGGACAAUGUGGCCCGUUUACUGGUACUGUGUGGCAGCAAGCUCUGCUACACUAUACUUGCCAGCAUGGCUUUGAAUGGAAAACUACUUGAUGUCUCCAGACUCAUCGUCUACAUGACACUGGUGUGCGAGAAGGACGGUUAUCACAUGAGCUGGGUGGUGAAAUUGGUCCAGGAGAUUUCUAAGGCGUUCAACACAGGUCCUGAAAAGUUCUUCUUCAUCCAGCAAGUGGAGAAGAUGUUUUCUGAUAUCACCCGGGAAUUCUUUGAGUUUUCUCUAACAGGGAACCUUGAGGACAGGGAGGGUUUCCAGAACCUCUGCAUCCUUCUGGACUCCAGUGCACGUUUUCACACUGAAUUCCUCCAAAUGUUCCUUAAACAGCAAUGAUGCAAAUUAAAUAUGUCCAAAAGUGAGGAAGAGG
This is a messenger RNA of Betta splendens (Siamese fighting fish), 1527 nucleotides long. Its product is annotated as F-box only protein 47-like. Gene Ontology annotation, molecular function: protein binding. The coding region runs from base 150 to 1493 and encodes 447 amino acids. The transcript is spliced from 11 exons. NCBI's taxonomy places the organism in Eukaryota, Metazoa, Chordata, Actinopteri, Anabantiformes, Osphronemidae. The record is from RefSeq and is a predicted model, not a curated record.